AUGACCACUGAACCGACGAAAUCUGAACAGCGAGAUGCGGCGAAUGAACUGGCUCUGACGAAAUCGGUUCCAGACUCACUUCUUGUCGUCUUCAUCCACGGGUUCAAAGGGACCGACCAAACAUUUCGAGAAUUCCCCAAGAGACUGGAGCACAUCCUCUCGGAGACCAUAUCGAAUGUUAAGGUGGAAUGUUUGGUGUUCCCUGCGUACGAGGUGACGUGUACCGAUGACAAAGCGGUAGUCCGUUUCGCAGACUGGCUUACCACCUUGACCGUCGAGCGUGAGGUUGCUUCUGGUGGAGAAGCAGGUAAUGCCAAGAUCGUCUUGUGCGGGCACAGUAUGGGCGGCCUACUUGCUGCUGACACCCUUCGUGAGUUUGUCAACUCACGGCCAGAUGCUCAAGCUCCCUUAUGGCCGAAGAUCAUUGCGUGCAUUGCAUUUGACACACCCUACUACGGUUUACAUCCUUUCGUUGUCAAAAACAGCGCAACUAAAUACGCCGAUGCUGCAAAAUCGAUUGGAACACUUCUGGGAUCAUUCCCCGGGUUCAGCGCUAAAACGACAACACCCCCACCAAAUUUGGUUCAUAUUCUGUGUUCUCCUCUCUUCCAAGUACCCCCUGGUGCUUCUCGGGUCCUGGUGAUGUUGUCGACUCCUUUGUACUUAUCGAUUCAGCUUCAAAUUGUACCGAAAAGGCUCGAUUUGUUGAAUACACUCUACAGGAUGCGUUUGGAGUUGACAAGGACCAUCAGAGGGAUGCUAGACUGA
This is a messenger RNA of Laccaria bicolor S238N-H82, 768 nucleotides long. RefSeq lists its product as uncharacterized. Lineage: Eukaryota; Fungi; Basidiomycota; Agaricomycetes; Agaricales; Hydnangiaceae. The transcript has 4 exons. The record is from RefSeq and is a predicted model, not a curated record. Bases 1 to 768 code for a protein of 255 amino acids.